AUGGUCCUCCAGACCCUAAGAACUGAGAAGUUGUAUGCCAAGCUGAGUAAGAGUGAGUUUUGGCUUCCAAGUGUAGCUUUCCUAGGGCACAUUGUUUCCAAAGACGCGGUGCCAGUUAAUCCUUGUAAGAUUGAGGCCAUUCUUAAAUGGGAAAGACCAAUGAAUGUAUCUGAAGUUCGCAGUUUCCUAGGACUGGCGGGGUACUUCAGGGGUUUUGUAGAGGGAUUCUCGAAGAUAACACUUCCCUUAACUCGCCUAACCCAAAAGGAAGUGAAGUUUGUGUGGUCUAAUAAUUGUGAGAGAAGUUUUCAGGAGCUCAAAAAGAUAUUAACAACGGCCUUGUACUGA
Messenger RNA from Amborella trichopoda, 348 nucleotides. The record is from RefSeq and is a predicted model, not a curated record. NCBI's taxonomy places the organism in Eukaryota, Viridiplantae, Streptophyta, Magnoliopsida, Amborellales, Amborellaceae.